AAUAAAUAGAAGAGGAGCUUCUUGGUAACCUACUGUACUUGACUUUUUACUGUAGAAAAACAAGGGGUCUCCUUGAGACUUGAGAGCGAUGGUCAUCGACGACAAUAUUGAGCUCUAAAUUCAAAGAAAUAUGGGUAUGGUAAGCAAUCCGACGUUAUCUAUGUCUUGUUGCUAGUGUUUAUUUGUCAACGACAUCGUAAUAACACUCACCAUUCUCUCCUGCUCUCUACCAUAGCCUCUAUCGACUCCUAGCUACGCGCCUUUUACAUGUUUGUUAUAAGUUCCCAGAGAAGCCCAGAUGCGUGAAGAAUGAGAACUUACAUAAUCAAAUCUCUUUUCAAACACCCGUUUACCUUCUCUGUCACAAUCCGAUCGAAAACAACGUCAGCCCAGUACGUAGCAUCGAGAGCUAGAGAUGCUACAUUUGAGAAGCUAAUGGACAAGUAUAAAAACUUUGUCAAGGUCAUUGCCAUUCAAGAUUUGAUUCUCUCAAACCCUAACAAAACCCCUCCAUGCAUUUCACUUGAUUUCCUUUCAAAACUUUCUCAGAAGCUCCACCUUAACCGCGGCGCACCUUCGUUUCUCAGAAAGUACCCUCACAUUUUCCACAUUUUCUAUGACCCCGCGAAAUCCCAGGCUUUUUGCAGACUAACUGAUACUGCUCUUGAAAUUUCUCGCAAAGAAGAAGAAGCUGUCAAUGCCUCAUUGCCUCUUGUUGUUGACCGAUUGGUUCGGCUUUUGUUUAUGUCAACGUCCAAAUCACUGCCACUUCGUGCUGUUUUUAAAGUUUGGAGGGAGCUGGGCCUUCCUGAUGACUUUGAGGAUUCGGUGAUAGUGAAAAACCCGAACCUUUUUAGACUUUGUGAUGGAAAUGAACCCCGUACACAUGUUUUGAAGCUGGUUGGUGAAUUUCCUGAUAAUCAUUUUACGGCAGCGGUUGAAAAUUGGAGGGUUACGGAGUGUUGUAGGGAGGACUGUAGUGUUGAUAGAAUGGACAUGCGGUAUAGUUUUAAACAUGUGUAUCCGCCAGGAAUGAGGUUGAGCAAGACUUUCAGGGCGAAAGCUAAAGAAUGGCAGAGCUUGCCUUAUUUAGGACCCUAUGAGGACUUGAUGGAGAAGAAGAAGAAGACUAAGGCAGGACUUAAGGGAUUGGAGAAACGGGCAGUUGCUAUUGUGCAUGAAUUCUUGAGCUUGACAGUGGAGAAAAUGGUGGAAGUGGAGAAGAUCAGUCAUUUCAGGAAUUGUUUCGGGAUUGAUAUGAACAUAAGGGAUUUGUUCUUGGAUCAUCCAGGCAUGUUUUAUUUGUCUACUAAGGGGAAGAGACAUACUGUUUUCUUAAGAGAAGCGUAUGAGAGGGGUCGUUUGAUAGAUCCUAAUCCAGUUUAUGAUGUUAGGAGAAAGCUUCUUGAUCUUGUUUUUCUGGGGCGCCAUGAUAUGCUGACUAGUACAUCAAGGUCCGUGGAGAUUGACAAGAGCGAGGAGUCUGGAUCAGAAAAUGAGAAUGUUGACUGAAUUAACAAAUUUUCAGUUGUGUAAGCUUUUGUUUACACAUAGCAUGGUCCAGUCACAUAGAUUUGACGUUUUGUGGUGUAUAAUUGAAGAUUUCCAAAGUGGGGGGAGAUGAUCAUUUGAACAGUUUUUACUGGGCCUCUUUGUCUCCAAUCACCCAAUCCUAGUGUUAGCAAGGAUUGUCGUGCAUUAUUGAAUUAUUUAUAGCUUGCUUGCUUCUCUAACAGGCUGACAAAUUGCGCAGCGAAAUAUCAUUGAGCAGGCUCAAGCUAACCAGCUUCGAGCUAUCCAACUUGUCAUGAGUGAUGCUCUCAAACCAUUCUCCAGGAGGGCUAGGCUAACCUACUUCAAACCCACUUGUUAAAGAAAAGUUUUUAAGAUACUCAUAAACUAAAGGUGGAACCAAAAGGCUUGAACAAGAGGACUGCGGAACUUUAAGAAGGGUCCCUGGCACUAUAGGCCGCAUAAGUGAAAACAUGGCACCUGUCAUGUUUUGGGAUGGAGCUUCAUGCUGUCAAGGUUGUGCCACUGCUCUUCAACAACUUCGCUCAGAGAGCGAUGAUUUAGAGGAGCUUACAAGUUGAGAUUCUAGAGCAGUAAGCAUUUAUGCAUGUGCAAAGAUUGUGAAGGCUUAGCUUAGUUUCUGUACCCUGUUAAGUCCUGAAAGUCUGUUGAUAUAGAAGCUUCUGUUAAAUUGGGAAACAUCCAUUAAUGCAGAUGUUUCUAGUCAAGACAUCUAAGAUUUGUUGCAGAAGAAUUGGGAUGCCUUUGUUAAAUGCUCGUGUGUCUUUUGUUUAUUGUCUCGGUAUAUAAAAGAUGAAGACAAUGAAAAUAGAGAGAUGUUGAUGUUUCUCUGUAUUUAGUACUAAAACUAUAUUGAUUGAUUUAUUAAAAGCACUUGAGUUUUUCCGUUU
This is a messenger RNA of Populus trichocarpa (black cottonwood), 2423 nucleotides long. RefSeq names its product protein ROOT PRIMORDIUM DEFECTIVE 1. The record is from RefSeq and is a predicted model, not a curated record. The coding region runs from base 310 to 1512 and encodes 400 amino acids. NCBI's taxonomy places the organism in Eukaryota, Viridiplantae, Streptophyta, Magnoliopsida, Malpighiales, Salicaceae. The transcript is spliced from 2 exons. Gene Ontology annotation, molecular function: RNA binding.